This is a messenger RNA of Botrytis porri, 1332 nucleotides long. RefSeq lists its product as uncharacterized. Gene Ontology annotation, cellular component: peroxisome; peroxisomal membrane; peroxisomal importomer complex. The transcript has 3 exons. Bases 1 to 1332 code for a protein of 443 amino acids. Gene Ontology annotation, molecular function: protein binding. Gene Ontology annotation, biological process: protein import into peroxisome matrix, docking. The record is from RefSeq and is a predicted model, not a curated record. NCBI's taxonomy places the organism in Eukaryota, Fungi, Ascomycota, Leotiomycetes, Helotiales, Sclerotiniaceae.
AUGGCUUCACCGCCGAAACCUUGGGAAAGAGGUGGCGCUGCAGUUAGCACUGCACUUCCAAGCCCUGCCAUGACCUCAACUACUGCUGCUACCUCGGGUAGUUCUGCUGGUCCAUCAGUUUUAUCAUCUACAUCUGCCAGUACCUCGGGUGCCCCAGCCAUACCCGAACGACCUUCUACUCUUACGAACACCGUUAAUCAAAACGCAUCCGCAUACUCACCAUACGGCGCAAAUAGAAUGGGAGCUGUAGGGGCUUCGCCAUAUGGUAUGGGAGGUAUGGGAUCUUACUCAUCACCCUAUUCAAGAAUGGGAGGUAUGGGAGGUUAUGGUUAUGGUGGUAUGGGAGGGUAUGGAUCUAUGUAUGGCGGAGGCAUGGGCGGGAUGUAUGGAAAUAUGGGAGGGAUGGGACCAAAUGAUCCCAAUAGCUUGACGCAAGGCUUCACCCAGAGCACACAAGCUACUUUCCAAAUAAUUGAAAGUGUAGUUGGUGCAUUUGGAGGAUUUGCUCAGAUGCUUGAGAGCACAUACAUGGCUACACACUCUAGCUUUUUCGCGAUGGUAUCUGUUGCUGAGCAGUUCGGAAACUUGCGCAAUAAUUUAGGAUCCAUCCUAGGAAUAUUUACCAUGAUGCGAUGGAUACGCACUCUCUUUGCAAAGAUCACAGGUCGACCCAUGCCUGUAGAUGCCACCUCCUUAACACCUUCCGCAUUCGCCUCUUUUGAAGGCCGCAAAAUACUGCCAGACGGUAGUUCUCCACCUCGUCCAUCCAAAAAGCCCUUCCUUUUUUUCAUAGCAGCUGCAUUUGGUCUUCCAUACCUCAUGGGUAAGAUGAUCAAAGCUCUCGCCGCCUCUCAAGAAGAGGAGCAAAAACGACUACUUGCGUCAGGUCAACUAAUGGGCCCUGAUGGUCAGCCUGUCCCUGCACCACUCGACCCUUCGAAACUCGAUUUCUGUCGCGUCUUAUAUGAUUUUACCCCUGAAUCCGGUGCAGCAGUUCAAGGUGUAGAUCUGGAAGUCAAGAAAGGAGAUUUAGUGGCAGUUAUUAGCAAGAGUGAUCCCAUGGGUAAUCCAUCAGAAUGGUGGCGAUGUCGUGCUCGCGAUGGUCGCAUGGGAUACCUUCCUGGUGUAUACCUGGAAGUAGCAAGGCGACCCGGUCAACCUAUCGCCGAAAUCAAGAGUGCAAGUCAAAGUGGGAGUCGAACUAGUACUAUGACUAGUUCAAGUAUCGGCAAUGCUAAUCAAGUCAAGGUACUGGCGGCUCCUCCUGCAGUGGCGGGAAAGGCAGGGGAUAUUGGAGUGGAAAGUUUCCAAAAGAGCCAGUUCUAUUCGUAG